This is a messenger RNA of Topomyia yanbarensis, 1939 nucleotides long. Its product is annotated as glucose dehydrogenase [FAD, quinone]-like. Lineage: Eukaryota; Metazoa; Arthropoda; Insecta; Diptera; Culicidae. The record is from RefSeq and is a predicted model, not a curated record. Bases 1 to 1938 code for a protein of 645 amino acids. The transcript is spliced from 2 exons. Gene Ontology annotation, molecular function: oxidoreductase activity, acting on CH-OH group of donors; flavin adenine dinucleotide binding.
AUGGGACCGUUGGAUACCCACGGUACGCUUAUGCGAAUCGUCUACACCCGACCGGGAUGUGUUGUGAUGCUUCUGGUAAUAGAUGCCAUAAUUUGGUUAUAUAGGUCAGACAUCGUAGAUUUUCACAAUCGCGUUCAGGACAUUCCACCGCAGUUCAUCUAUGAUGUGUACGAUUUUGUAGUGGUUGGAGGAGGAAGUGCAGGUGCAGCUGUAGCUGCAAGGCUAUCGGAAGUUUGCAACUGGAACAUACUCUUGCUGGAAGCCGGACCUGAUGAAACAUAUCUUACGGACCUACCGUAUCUUUACCCUGCAUUGCAGAGGUCAAAUUUGGAUUGGAAUUAUCUUACGGAACCUAACCCAAAUUUCUGCCAGGGGAUGGAGAAUAAUCAGUGCGCUUGGCCUAGGGGAAAAGUACUCGGUGGAUCUUCUGUAUUGAAUGCAAUGAUGUAUAUUCGUGGCAACAAAGAAGAUUAUGAUGAGUGGGAAAGUUUUGGCAACAUAGGCUGGAGCUGGAAGGACGUGUUGCCAUAUUUUAUUAAAAUGGAAAAUGUGCGUGAUCCAAAAAUCGCCAAGCUGCCAUGGCACGGAACCACCGGACCAAUCACUGUUGAGCAGUUUAAAAAUCGUUCCGUUUUGAUGAACUAUUUUUUUGAGGCUGCUAGGCAGAUGAAUCAACCGAUUGCCGAUGAAAUGAAUGGUCCGUCGCAGAAUGUAUUCGGGCCUCUUCAUGGCUCAAUAAGAGAUGGUUUACGUUGUAGUACUGCAAAGGGUUAUUUGCGACCCGUAUGGACAAGGAAGAAUUUUCAUGUAUCGAUGAAUUCUAUGGUUGAAAAAGUGUUGAUAGAUCCUGGCGACAAAAGAGCAUAUGGCGUUAUGUUCAAUAAGGGAAAUGAACGGCACUAUGUUUUGGCUUUAAAAGAAGUUAUUUUAUCAGCUGGAUCAAUAAACACCCCCCAACUUCUGAUGUUGUCGGGAGUUGGCCCGAAGGAAGAUUUGCAAGCCCAUGGCAUCGAAGUAAUUCAUGAUUCUCCAGGUGUUGGAAAAAAUCUUCAAGAUCACGUAGCAACUGGUGGUAUUACGUUCAUUAUCCAGAAUCCCAACAACACUGGACCGCUAUCAAUUACACUGCUGAGCUCGGUGUCGGCCUCAUCAGUUCGCGAUUUUGCGUUCAACAAUAGUGGAAUAUUUAUGAACAUGCCGUCCUGUCAAGUGAUGGGAUUUAUCAACACAAAGUACCAACCAGUAAAUAGUACCCGCCCAGACAUCCAAAUAUUUAUGUCCGCUCAGUCUGAGUUAGCUGACGGGGGGAACUGGGCAGCCUAUGGGGCAGCACUUUCCUCCCAGUAUUAUGCUAAGAAUUUCGAACGUUGGGUUUUUCAUGAUUCUUUUCUGAUCAUGCCGCUUCUGAUGCGACCACUGAGUCGAGGGUACCUCAAGUUGAGAAGCAAGAAUCCGUACGAUAAAAUCAAAAUUUAUCCCAAUUAUUUCGCCGUUAGACACGAUGUGGAUGUUUUGAUUGAAGGAUUAAAAUAUUGUCUUCAGUUGGCAAAGACCCCUGCUUUACAAACUUUGAAUGCGACAUUGAUCUACGAUACGGAACCGAGUGCUACUUGCAGCGGUAGAACCGGCGACGAUUUUUACGAAUGUUUAGUUCGACAUUUUUCGCAAACCAUCUAUCAUCCAAUUGGAACUACCUCGAUGGGUCCCAAAACCGAUCCCAUGGCUGUGGUUGACGAUCAGCUCAGAGUUUACGGCAUCAAAGGUUUGCGGGUAAUCGAUGCGGGCAUCAUGCCUACAAUUACUACCGGCAACACAAAUGCGGCUGUGAUCAUGAUUGGAGAAAAGGGUGCCGAUAUGAUAAAACUUGCCUAUCUCCCCGCCCUUGUGAAGGAUCCGAAUCUGGAGGAGUGCCACACGUAUGAUUUUAAAUACAACUAGA